CGAAUAUCGUCAUGAUGGGUGUCGGUGCUCGCUUUAAACGUUCGCCCGGCGCGCGCAGGACGCACCAGGUGCUUCGUCUCGGCUGUUUCGGCGCCGCGGCUGUCGUGCUCGCCGUUUUCUCCCUACUGUCAGAGUCGGACGAUGGGAGCCAUGGGGACGCGUUCACGGGAGGCGGGGCGUUGUCGACGAUGCGUCGCCGCCUCACGGAAGAGGGAUCGCUUUAUCCCGACGACGCGUUCGGUAAGUCGGGAAUGAAGAAAGGAGCCAUCAUUCUGCACGUCAUCGGCGUCAUGUACACUUUCGCCGGCAUCGCCAUCGUCUGCGACGACUUCUUCGUCCCCGCGCUGGAGGUGCUGGUGGAAAAGUACAAGAUUGAGGACGACGUCGCCGGCGCGACGUUCAUGGCCGCGGGAGGGAGCGCCCCCGAGCUCUUCACCGCGCUCAUCGGUGUUUUCAUCGCAAAGUCCAACGUCGGGUUCGGUACGAUCAUCGGAAGCGCCGUGUUCAACGUGCUGUUCGUCAUCGGAGCGUGCGCAUUCUUCUCUAAGGAGAUUCUCGUGCUGACGUGGUGGCCGCUGUUCCGAGACUGCUGCUGGUACACCUUCGACCUCCUCAUGCUGUACGUGUUUUUCAGGGACGAGCACAUCGACAUGUGGGAGUCCGGGGUCCUCCUGCUCUUUUACAUCAGCUACGUCGCCUUCAUGUCGCAAAACACAAGGGUGGAGACGUUUUUCAAGAGGAGCAUCCUGCGCCAGAGGGACUUCGUGGCCACGACCAGGCACGACGAGGAGCGCGCCGAGAAGAAAGCCCAGGCGAUCGGCUCUCCGGCAACCCCGAGCAAGCUCUCGCAGGUUUCACCCGGACCCGGAGCCGUGACAGAAUCAGAGCUCGCGAGAACUCUGACCCCGAAAGGGCUGGAGCGCACCUCGACGCCGAGGGCGCUGGUUCGGAAAGAGUCCAAGCGCCUCAUCAAGUCCGACUCGUCGAAGGACCCGGGUCCCGACGACGACGACGACGACGACGGAGGCAUCGAUCUGGACUGGCCGGAGGGACUCGGGAACCAGGUAUACUACGUUCUGUUGUGCCCGAUCAUGUUCGGGCUCGCGUACACCAUUCCCAACUGCAAGAAGAAGGAACACCUGUGGCCGGUGGUGUUCAUCGAGUCGAUUCUUUACAUCGGUUUCUUCUCUUAUUUCAUGGUGUGGUGGGCCACUUCGAUUGGCGCCGUCGUCGGCAUCUCGGACGAGGUGAUGGGUUACACGUUUUUGGCGGCGGGAACGUCCGUGCCGGACCUGAUGUCGUCGGUCAUCGUCGCCAGGCAGGGCUUUGGCGACAUGGCAGUGAGCUCCUCCAUCGGGAGCAACAUCUUCGACAUCACCUUUGGCCUGCCUCUGCCCUGGUUUCUGUGGUCCAUCAUCGAGGGCGGCAAGGGCAUUGACGUCAUCAGCAACUCGCUCAACUUCUCGUUGCUCCUCCUGAUCCUGAUGCUCGUUUCCGUCGUGGUGAUCAUCGCGGCGUGCGGUUGGAAGAUGACCAGCGGCCUCGGCUUCUCGAUGGUUGUCCUUUACGGAUUGUUCCUGGCGUUGGCAAUCAUGAACUCGAGGGGGGUCAUUGGCGGGAUCGACUGAUCGUGUCCUGGUCGUCACCAAGAAGUUGACGUUGUGUAUUGUUACUGAACCCGUGCGUGACGCGUUGUUAUCUCUAUAUUCUACGUCUAUAUUCU
Molecule: messenger RNA, 1723 nt
Organism: Micromonas commoda
Lineage: Eukaryota; Viridiplantae; Chlorophyta; Mamiellophyceae; Mamiellales; Mamiellaceae
Product: Ca2+:Cation antiporter family
Exons: 1
Coding region: 12-1628 (538 amino acids)
Biological process (GO): intracellular calcium ion homeostasis; calcium ion transmembrane transport
Cellular component (GO): membrane
Molecular function (GO): calcium, potassium:sodium antiporter activity; calcium channel activity
Source: RefSeq, a predicted model, not a curated record